Molecule: messenger RNA, 6523 nt
Organism: Anastrepha obliqua
Lineage: Eukaryota; Metazoa; Arthropoda; Insecta; Diptera; Tephritidae
Gene: LRR
Product: F-actin-uncapping protein LRRC16A
Exons: 24
Coding region: 917-5404 (1495 amino acids)
Biological process (GO): cell migration; regulation of Arp2/3 complex-mediated actin nucleation
Cellular component (GO): lamellipodium; plasma membrane
Molecular function (GO): protein binding
Source: RefSeq, a predicted model, not a curated record
UAUGCUGAUUCUGGAGAAAUAUUAUGUUUUCAUCACUAUCUCCUUUCGGUUGCAGUUUUUGAUAAUACGGGAAAAAGUGAUAAAAGUGAAAUGUUUUUGGGCAAUUAGAGUAUAAUUUUGAAUGAAAGUGGAACCAAUGCAGCUCAAAACGGUUGUGCUGGAAGAAAUCUGUUAAUUUGGAUGUGAAAAAUCGUGGGAUGUAAGCUAAAAGUGCUAAACAGGGAAUUUUGCCAACCGGAGGGUGGAUUUUCACAUCUCUACUUUUCUCUUUGAUUGCUUAGGCUUUUUUGUUUGAAAGUUCGUUGAUUGAGUUUUUUGUGUGAAAAAGUUAAGGGAAAGCCAAAACGCAUAUAAAGUGAUUUGAAAAAUGUUAAAUGUGCUAACUCAAAUAAUUAAUUUAAUAAUCUUAAUAUUCCUCGAUUAAAUUUUAUAGAGAAAGUAGUUGUUGGCAAAAUGUGUAAUGAAAGGAUUCGUGGCAUUUAUAAGUGAAUCAUAUGCGGUGCUGCUAAAGAAAAAAGUGAAAUAAAAUCUAAUAAAAAUAAUUAAAAUAAUCAACGAAUAGGGAAUUAAAAUUACAAAUCCAGUCAGUUUCCGCCGCAGAUGCGUUGGUGCAGUUCAUUAAAAGUUUGGAAGUUGGAAACAUAAAGCGGCUGCACAAAAGAAAACGGCUGCCAGGCAAAAACGUCCACUCGAAGGCAGCAAUAUCUGGCAGUGGAAGGGCGCAGAAAGCCACUAGCCUGACUAGCAACUGCUGCUGCGUGAAUGAUAUCGCCAACAACGACAAGCCCUUCUCGCUGCCGCUCUGCCACCUACUCUUUAAGUAUCCGGUAAAUCCUGUUUUCCUGGAGUGCAUUGCUGCGCUCCAGUUGCGCUCCACUUGACUUUCGCCGCAAAAAUUCUGCACAAAUUGGGUAAAAUGUCGACGCGUUCCCAGUUGACGAAGGAUUUAAACGAGGGCGUUAAAUCCAUACUGGGCCGUCACACAAAAAUUCUGGUCAAGUAUAUGGUUAAAUUGGAGACGAAAGGUGACAAAACCGAAAAUCGCGUCUUGGUUUUCACGCCAGUUCGUAUAUAUUUGUUAAUCGCAAAGGUGCCCACGAAGAUCGAAUGCCAUUUCCACUACUUGGACAUACAGGCGGUGGAAAGUAAAAAAUCCACACACUUCUCGAUCAUCACAAAUGAUCGUCCAUAUUCAUUUGCAACGAGCUUUGAUGCGGGAAGCUUCAGUGCGAACGCUGAUGCUAUACUCAGCGAUUUGGCAUCGGCAAUUAAGCACAUUUUUCCAACAGUUCCUCUCAAGUACAUCAUACGAAGGAUCGACAUACAACCACCUGAACGGGAGGUUGUAUUUUCCGAGGAGUUUCGUCCGACAGAUCCGCGUAGUGUUAGCCCAUGUGGCGGUUUUAGCACACAAUAUGCCUGUAUGUGUGAUUUUCAUGGGGUGCCCUACAGGGAGGAAGUCGCAUGGGAUAUUGAUACGAUUUAUCUGUCGCAUGAUACACGCGUGCUGAAUUUACGUGAUUUCGAUCAUUUGGAACCAAAAGACUUAAUGGCCAUUGUGUCCGCAUUGGAAUAUAAUACAUUUUUUCGCGGUCUAAAAGCAUCACAUAUGCGCCUCUCUACCGAGACUUUAGAACGUAUACUACACGUGCUCAAGCGUUCAAUGUGGCUGGAAGAGCUGCAUUUGGAAGCAUUAGGUUUAAGAUCGGAUUUUUUGCAUAAAUUAGCUGUAUCUGUGAUUACAAACAACAAUCCCGCAAUACGUACGAUCGAUUUGAGUCAUAAUUUAAUAGAGGAUAAAGGAGCAAGCUCAUUGUGCGCCCUACUUGGAAAAAUUGUGCAAGGUGCUAUUCACCUGGCCGGUCCCAUUGCCAAAGUAUCGAAAGGUCUGUGCAAAUUGGCGCUCGCACAUUGUGGUCUCACAUCGAAGGGCGUGAAUCAGAUGUCACAUUCGUUAUCGCUGAAUCAAAGUAUUUCCAAUUCGCUCACGUAUUUAGAUUUAAGUGGCAAUAGUCUCAAGGAUGAUAUAACAAAUUUACAUAAUUUUCUGGCACAGCCUAAUGUUUUGGAACAUUUGGAUCUCUCAUCGACUGAUAUAACCUUGGAGAAUUUAUUUGGUGCCCUUUUACGCGGUUGUGCAACGCAUUUAGCCCAUUUAAAUGUUUCACAUAAUUCCUUCAGCACAAAGAAAGGCAAAGAGAUACCGCCAUCAUUCAAACAAUUCUUUACCAGUACAUUAAGUUUAAAGCAUUUAAAUAUUGCCGGUUGUAAACUGCCAAUGGAGGCGCUCAAAAAUUUGUUACUUGGUUUGGCAUGCAACGAGUCCACAGCUGGGCUGUACUUAGAUUUAAGUAGCAACACAUUAGGAGCACAGGGCGCGCACGUUUUGGAGUCAUGUAUACAUGGUGUACGGGUUCUACAAAGUUUAGACAUAAGUGACAAUAAUUUGGAUGCCGAAUUAGCUCCGGUUUUAACAGCGAUUUCGAAGAACCCUUCAAUACGCACCCUUUACAUGACACGAAGUUUGACAGGCAUGAAAUUGAAACAUAUUCCCACUGUCAUGGAUGCGUUAGUGAAUCUGAUACAAAAAGAUGAUUUUCCACUGGCGGAAUUGGUGAUCUCGGAAAAUAAAUUGAAAAACGAUAUACACGAUUUCAUUAAUGCACUUGGGAGCAAUCAAAGUCUGCAGAAAUUAGACAUUAGUGGCAAUUAUAUGGGUGACGUUGGUGCGCGCUUGCUCGCCAAAGCUUUACAAAUCAACAAUAAACUGCGCACAAUUUACAUGGAUAAAAAUAGUAUAACACUACAAGGUUAUGCUGAUAUAGUCUAUGCUUUAGAAAACAAUCAUAGCAUGCGUACAAUACAAUAUCCAGUGUUUGAUAUUACGCCACAUAUGAAAAAUCAUCCAGAAAAAACUGAUGCGAUUAUGCGUAAAAUGCAGGAGCUAUUGCAACGCAAUUGCAAUGGCCUAAAACGAACUAAUGGGCAAGGUUUCCGCCUACAACAUGGUUUCAUGCUAUCAUCAACACAUCAACUGGUCGAUAAACUGGUAGCCGAAACGCAGGAUAACAUCUCGGUGGCAAAGGGUAGUGAUUCAUCGGCAGUUCAACGACUUAUUGACGAUGCAGAAAAUUGCAAACAGCUGAUGCCGAAAUUGCAAGAGGCAGUACGCUGCGAAUCGCAUCCGGUCGAAAUAAAACUGACGCGUAUCGCCAGUGAUCUCAGUUACACCAUACAGGGUUAUCUCGAAGAGACGUUGGAAACGAUGUUGCGCACUGCCGUGGAACAGUGUCCUAAAACAUUGGGCAGUCAAAUAGUCGUGCAAGAUUUACGUAAAGCGCUGAGUGAACGACUACAGAUACCAGAAGAUUUUCUACAGAGUUGCUUGCUGAGUAAUGCCGGUAGUGAGAUCAUGAACAAAGUGGGUGAAAUUGAACAAUCCUUGGCGGCGUCAAUCUCUGAUCGCGCCACCGAUGAGGUGCUGGAGGCGCUUACGCGCUAUCGACGCGGCUUGGGCAUUGCCGAGUCACCAUCCGUGCUACUCGAUGAGCCGCAAACACCUGAUAUCGUGCGCAGCCGUUCGAGUCAUGAUGGUGAAGGCAUCAUAAUGCGAGCCGGACGUAGUUCAGUUUUGCCCAAAAUGGGUCUGGAAUCGCCCACCGCCACACCCCAUAUGCCCACUAAGCGUCGUACAGUUGCGCGUAAAGUGCGUCCACAGUCCGUCGUUGAGAAUUUGAGCUUAGGUCACAUACCCGAUCUGCUUGAAUCACCAUCCUCACAUCGCUCCUCAUCACAACUUUCGCCGCGCGAUUCAAAUGGUACAGGCGCUAGCGUUGCUGGCACCACUACUGGUAGUGGCAAUGGCAUGGAUGAUUUGGGUGGUGAUGAAUGCGGCGACUCAAUAACAGAACUGCCCAGCGCAUCGUUUCAACUGCAGCACUUGGUUAAAGGGCGUCCGAAACGUGCAAAAACGCGUGCGCCUUCACGCCCUCUGAUUGCGAUGGACAAUAGCGCCGGCCCGACCACCAAAGAGAUUGGCGAAGGUUUGGAUUUAUUCUUUCGUCCUGGUUCGGUAACACCUACCACAUUGACGCCACUCAUUUCACCCACCUCUGAAGAGUGCAGCUCACUAUCGUUCGUCGACAGUCCGACAAUGAGCCGCGAUGGCAAUGGUCAUUUAACAUCUGAGGAGACUACACCCAUAUUGGAGGAGCGUAGACCCAUCAAACUAGAUCGGCAGUCACCAUUGCUGAAGGGUGCUACCUGGAAUACACGCUCACGUUCCACAGACAAUUUGGAAAAGUAUUCACCAUUGAUUGGACGAAAAUCGCCGCUAGUGAAACUGCGCACCGAAUGUGGUACCGCUCCAAUGGUUGAAGAGACAAAUUCGGUGCUGAAAGCGCCGGAACGAGAGAAUAAAAUGCGUUCGCCCAGCAGUGAUUCCAUUCGCAGCCAUACAGGUGGCGAUGGCAUCAGCGGGAAAGCUACUAACGGUAUUAUACGCACACCAGUUAAACUGCAAAAGCCGCGUCCUUGGUCAGUGGUGGGCAGUGAACCUAAAGCGCCUGCUACAGAUUUCCAAGGCAGUGACUCGAGCAAAACGACACCAGAAAAACUUGACGAAGAUGCCGAAUCAUUACCGUUUAGCCAGAGUAGCAAUAAUAUUGGCAUUACUUCAGGAUCUGCAUUGGAGAAAAAAUCCGUGCGUGAACUUGCGGCUGGCUUGAACCGCUUAGAACUUCCGAUGAAACCACAAGUGUUACCGAGAACACUACUCACGAGCGCAUCAGCGAUAUCCAAAUCAGCUUCCACUUCGCACAUCACUACCACGAACAACAGUAGCAUAAGCAGCAGCAGCGCUAGUAGAAGCAGCAGUAACAGCACAACAACCACAACAACAACAAUGUUGCAAACGCAAAGCAUGGAAAUAACAAAUAAUAGCAGCAGAAGUAACAGCAACAGUAGCUCUAUAACAACCACUAGCGCUCCAUCGUCAAAUGCGCCUAACACAGGGCCGACAAAUGACAGUGAAAAUCACGAAGCGUUGCUCACCAAAACAAUUAUCACUGAAAAUAUCAAUGGCAGCAGCAGCAGCAGUUUCAUUACAAAUGAAAUUAUUAAUAUACGCAAUGGCACCAAAAGCAGUUCUACCACCACAUCUGCCCAUACCUCAAUGCGAGACAGCACCAAUUCAAAUACAAAUGAUAUCAACAAUAGUGAGCGAUUCAGCAGUGGCAGCAAUGCUUCGAGUAUGGGACUACCGAUUGGUGGCUUUAAACGAAUUGCAGGCAAAGAGAUUUCCACUUUAUUCGAGGAGACAUUAGUUGAAGGCCUACAACGCUCCUCGACUCGACGAUUAUUUAGAGAUAUACAAUACACUAAGGAAGAUGUUGUUGACCUGUAAGACAUAUGAAGUAAUAAACGAAGAAAAAACAAACAAUUGGAGCGAAGCAGAUGUAUCAACAACAGCAAUUCGUACUAGUAUAAUGAUUUACGGAGCAAUACAAUUGAAAAUAAUUUAAGAGUGAACAAAAAAUAAGUUAUGAAUAAAAAAAAAAAAAAAUUAAAAAAUAUAAACAUAAAAACCUAAAAAAUAUAACGAAAAUUUAAUGUUCACCUAACAUCCGUUUCACAUUGGCCGAGACCCAAGCCGAUAAUAAAGACGAAUAAUAAAGUGGCACGAAGUAUAAUGUAUGGAAAUAUAUUUGGAAAAACUCAUGAAGUCAAGAGUUUCAAAUUCUUACAAUUUUUCUUUAAUUAGUUUAUGUUUUGUGCAAUUAUUAUGCGCCUUAUUUUUAAACUAAAUCAAAAUGUAAAUUAUUAUUUUUGUAUACUAUUUUCACUACAAAAAUAUUGUGCUUAUUUUGACUCACCUUUUUUAUAUACAUUGCACUAUUUGCAAUUCGGGAGUAUUUCAAUGUAAAAUGUAUUAUUUAUAUAUUUAAAUGAGAAUUUUUUUUAACUUUGUAUUUAUAUAAAUAUAAUAUGUUGUUUCAAUGCAAACUUUAAUUUUAAUGCGAUAUGUAUGUGUUUUAUUAUUUUCUGUUGUAUACUGAAUGCUAAUGCUAAUGAUGAUGAUGAUGAUUCACAUUUCGAUAUGAAACACUAUAAUAUUUACUAUAAAUUUAAAUAUGGUAAUAAUAAAAAUAUGUGUGUAAGUGCGCGCGUUUUUUAUUAAACCAAACUUGUACGUAUUUACAUAUGCUGAUAUACAACUCUAUAGUAUAUAAAUAUGUAUGUGUAUGUAUUGAUUUUAAGUGCCAAUCAUAUUUUAUGAACAACUAAUUAACCAAUAAUAAAAUGAAUGAAUAAAACAAAAUAAAAUUAAUCAAUAACCGAUUGCUCUUUGAAAAAUAAAAAAAAGUAUAAAUAUUUCUGUAUCCAGGCAUACACUACAUGGAUACAUACCAUCUGUAGUUAAAUAAAAUAGGUGGAAAGUAAUGAAGUUUUACAAAAAUUUCGGCAAAAAUAUGUAAAUUAAAGAACCAAAUAGAAAUGAUUAUAUUUUUUAUAGCUGCUUCCA